Aspergillus affinis is the source of this 1548-nucleotide messenger RNA. RefSeq names its product amino acid transporter. Gene Ontology annotation, biological process: transmembrane transport; amino acid transport. NCBI's taxonomy places the organism in Eukaryota, Fungi, Ascomycota, Eurotiomycetes, Eurotiales, Aspergillaceae. The coding region runs from base 1 to 1548 and encodes 515 amino acids. Gene Ontology annotation, molecular function: transmembrane transporter activity. The transcript has 8 exons. The record is from RefSeq and is a predicted model, not a curated record. Gene Ontology annotation, cellular component: membrane.
AUGGGCUCAUGGGAUCUGGAUGCGGGAGAUCAGAAAUCCUUCGAGCUGGGGAAACAUGUGGAAGAUAUCGAUGAUGCAGUUCUCCAAGCCCAGGGCCAUGUCGCUGAGCUCGACCGAUCUUUCUCAUGGGUUGGUGCCAUUGGUCUAGCUUACAGUAUCGUCAAUAGUUGGCUUACUUAUGCAUGUUCCUUUGGAAUGGUGCUUGCUUAUGGUGGCGGACAGACCGCUGUGUUUGGGCUGAUGGUGGCUGCAGUCGUGCAGUGGAUUGUUCUUUUGGGGCUUGCUGAAUUGGUUUCCGCCUUCCCAUCUUCUGGUGGAGAAUAUCAUUUUACCUACAUUGUUGCCCCUAAGCGAACUCAGAAUUUCGCCGGCUACAUUGUUGGAAUUCUGAACAUCGUAGCCUGGUGGGUGAACACCGCCUCAGGAACUAUUUUCACGGCCAUAUCAGCUUUCGGAAUUGCCAAGUUCUGGCACCCUGACUUCGCUGGGACACAAUGGCAGGUGUAUCUCUGCUAUGUCCUAGUCAUUAUUUUGACUUUAAUUCCUAUCUUUACCAUUCCUCAAAGAAAGAUCGACCGGCUUACAAAAACAGCGAUGGGUCUGUCAUUCAUUGGGUUUUUCAUUGUUACUAUCAUAUCACUGGUCAUGGGACGCGGUCACUACCGUGCUUCUAACAUCACCGAGUAUCGCGGAUCUAGUGGAUGGAGCCCUGGACCUGCUUGGUUGUUGAGUAUCGGACUUGGAGAGUACUGCUUCGUCGGAAUUAGUGCAUGUACCCACAUCGCUGAAGAGAUGCCUCGACCAGGAAAGAAGCUGCCUCAGGUGAUAAACAUGACUGUCGUCAUUGGAAUCCUGACUGCAGUGCCGUGGGUCAUAGUCAUGGUGACUGUGAUUCGAGAUAUGGAGGCCGUUCAGAAAGCGUUUCUACCCAGUCUGGAGGUCUUCUAUCAGGCAACUGGAAGUAAAGCGGUUGCAACCUUCAUGCAAUCUUAUUUGACACUACUUUACUAUUCCUGUGUUCCAAGCCAAUGGAUUACGUCCAGUCGAAUAGCGUGGGCAUUCUCCCGAGAUAACGGGCUGCCCUUCUCCAACUACUGGAAACAUAUCGAUCCCGUUCGCAAAAUUCCAGUCCGCACGACCCUUCUAGCUGCCGGGUUCUGUGCCAUCUAUGGCUUGUUGUACAUCGCCUCGACAGCUGCGUUCAAUUCCAUUGUCAACGCUGCGAUUCUAAUGCUCAAUAUCACAUACACCGUUCCUCAAGGGAUUCUUUUGACUUGCGGCCGUCAUAGGCUGGCCAAAAGACCGUUCAAUCUCGGCCCUGUGCUCGGGUACGCUGUGAAUGCUUUCUCCGUCGUAUGGUUGAUCAUCAGCGGAGUUAUAUUUUGCUUCCCUUCGACGCAGCCCACGACGGUGGGAAGUAUGAAUUAUAAUGCCGUGGUUAUCGUGGGAAUCUUUACAUUGAUUAUGCUACUGUGGAUUGAGAGAAGGAGGAAGUUCCAAGGACCAAAUAUUGAUUGGGAGGCUUUGAAUGCAAGCAACUCUAUGUAG